This is a messenger RNA of Mya arenaria, 423 nucleotides long. RefSeq names its product occludin-like. The record is from RefSeq and is a predicted model, not a curated record. The coding region runs from base 72 to 407 and encodes 111 amino acids. The transcript has 3 exons. Lineage: Eukaryota; Metazoa; Mollusca; Bivalvia; Myida; Myidae.
AACAACAACAACAACAUCAUUAACAACAACAACAAUUGUUACACCACGGUGUCACUAGGGAAAUAUCAAAAAUGAACAAGCUCAUCUCUCUCGCUCUUGUGGCCCAGUGCGCAUGCGUUGGUCUUGUUCUGUGUUAUGGAAGUUACGGAAGUGGAACGCACACAGUCACCAGUAACACCGGAAGUCAGUACAUGUACACCGGAUAUCCCGUAAUGGUUGGAUACGGAGGCGGUCAUGGAGCCGGAUAUGGAUACUCAGGAUUUGGAUUGGGUGGCGGUGUGGCACGCUCAAACGGCAUUGAAGGAAUUUUUGGCAGCAUCAUUUACCUGUUCAUUUUCGUGUUCCUGAUAAAGUUCCUGUUCCCCACCGAUGGGAAAAGCGGCGGACUGCUGAACAUUGGAAACUAAACGAACAUACUUUCGG